Messenger RNA from Naegleria gruberi, 1722 nucleotides. RefSeq lists its product as uncharacterized. The transcript has a single exon. NCBI's taxonomy places the organism in Eukaryota, Heterolobosea, Eutetramitea, Acrasida, Naegleriidae. The record is from RefSeq and is a predicted model, not a curated record. The coding region runs from base 1 to 1722 and encodes 573 amino acids.
AUGGAAGACAAGCCUUAUGAUUACUAUCCUCCACCUCCACCAAGGUAUUCAACAGGAAAAGAAUAUGGAAGAGUAAAUAACAACAAGCCUAAUAAUCCAAAUACCAAUACCAAUCACAAUAACAACAAGAGGUUACAUGCUAACAACCAGCACACUGAACAACACAACAAGCCUUCGGAAAAAAUUGGGACAACAAACACAACAAAUAAUUCAAUAACUAGAAAACCCCAAUUUGAAAAUAAGAGAAAAAUUACAGUGGAUAUGCAGCCCAACAAGAAACAAAAACAAGCUGUUCCAACAUCAAAAAUUUCAACAGAAAAAACUAACGAAAAAAUUGUAAAUAAUAGUAAUAGUAAUAAUAAGAAUGAGGAUAAAUCGAGUGAUGAAAAAUUGGAUAUUUAUAGAGUAUUACGAGUUUGUGCAGAGAAUAGUUCUGCUGAUUUGACAGAAAAUGAAAUUUUCAAAUAUUUUCCUAAUGCUUUAAAGGUAAGAAUGGAAAAUCAAAGAGAUUUUCUUGUUGAAUUUUCUUCAUUGGUCGACAUGAUACCAUAUAUUGAGUCGGAGACUUUGCAGGAAGAAGAGACUGUAAAUAUUUCCAUACCAAAAAGUUUGAUACCACCAGAGUAUGCAAACAAUACCCAAAAGUUAGUUCUUGAAUUUAUAGAUUUCCUCAAACAAAAGCAACCUCAAUCAUCAUCUAAUGGUUCUGCUUUUGACCCUUCUAAUUGGAAUAAGCUGAUAUCCUCAAUCAAAAUACCUCAAAAUGUUUCUCCUUACGAGUUGUUGGAAUUUAGAGAACGAAGAGUUAAGAAAGUUCUUGGUAAGAAGGAGUUUGGAAUUCUCAUUCAUGAUAAGCCUAAAAUAACAGAUAAGAUAGGCUUUCCACUUUUUUCAAAUCCUAAUAUGACAGAUAAUAGGGGCAAUGAAAGGUUCUUCUUUUUUGCAUUUUGCAAAACUGGUACAACAUUCUUGGGCAAGGAAGAAAUUUCCAAAUGUUUUCCAAAUGCCAAGGCCAUACAUUUUGAUCCUGGUGAUCAUAGAAUAAUUGUCGAGUUGAAUAAUCAAAAUGACUUUAAUGCCUACAAGAAGAUUAGCCAUUCUGGAAAACUACUUGUUCGAAAUCAUUCCUUCCUACUGAGAAAGGCCAAUCCUAAAGACAUUCCCCCAGAUAUUCUCAACCCACCACUCCAACAAAGUACAGAUAUUCCAACAGUUACUCAACCAAGUUCUGAAGAAUCAAAGAAUGCCUCAACUCCAGACAAGAAUCUACUCUUACAGCAAUUACGUCAACAAAUGGAUCAUCCAUCAGAAACGCCCAAGCAAGAUCCAAAAGAAUUGAGAAAUGCCUUACUUGCCCAAAUGAAAACACAACCAUCAAGCGUUGAAUCUUUGGAGAGUUUUAUCAGCCUUUCUGAUCCAGAAAGUGAAUCAUCAAGUGAAGAGGAUGAAAUGAUUGAGGAAACAGAGGAAGACGUGAGGUCUUACUCGUCUUCUGAAUCAAAUAAUGAGGAAGCUCCAUCAUCUCCCCAACAUCCAACAACACCCAACAAGACUCAAUUACUAUCAGCACUUAGAGAACAAAUGCAACAAUCAGCUGAAAAGAAGAAAGAACCAACUCCAAGCACAACCUCAGUCUCUGCAUCAAGCUCCAAUAUUCUUGGUAUAAAGAGAAAGACUUUUGCCAGUCACUAUGCUCUAUUUCACCCUAAAUUUAACAAAUAA